AGUAGAUGUAAUUGCUGGUAAUGGUGGUAGGAGGCAGCUUUAUGAAGCCACCAGUGAGAUAUCCAGAGGUCCAGGAGGAUGCUAGAUCACCUAAAGAUGCCGGCCUGAUCUCGAGAGGUGACCUACGUCAAAUAAGAGGGACAUGGCGAACUAUAAAUCAAACAUGUCUAUUCUAUUCAGCGGAUCGUCCGAGUAAUUCUGGUCUACUCUCCUUCUAUCAAGCAUUGAACCAAAGCAUACGUCGUUGUAAUGAAAUUCUGGACGUAUUUGUACCGGAGAAACCGAUACAGGAAUGUCACUCGAGCAUUAUGGCGGCCUUCAAACGAUGCGAAGAGGAGGCCAAUCUGACCUACCCUGAACGAGACGUUCGUGUUAAGAAUCUGACCCAGUUCCGACCAGCGUUCACAUCACGCGAAAUGGAGGAGCGCAUUCGAGAGAAGAUCGAACGCGAUCGCCUAGAUGCUUUGGAGGAGGAUAAAUUUCUGCCUAUCACCACAUGAUUAUCUAUUGCCCUUCUACAAUUGUAUGGGUAUAUUUGAACGCCUGUGCGAUCGCUUC
This is a messenger RNA of Perkinsus marinus ATCC 50983, 558 nucleotides long. RefSeq lists its product as hypothetical. The record is from RefSeq and is a predicted model, not a curated record. Bases 21 to 500 code for a protein of 159 amino acids. Lineage: Eukaryota; Perkinsozoa; Perkinsida; Perkinsidae. The transcript has 6 exons.